GGGGCGGGGCUGAUUCCUCCGGCGGGGGGGGUCUCCCGCCGCCCCCAGGGCUGGGGACCUGGGGUCCCUCCCCCUAGUGUGGGGUAUGGGGGCCCCUUCUCUCCCCUCCCCCCUCAAGCUGGGGUCCCUCCCCCCAGUGUGGGGUAUGGGGACCCCUUCUCGCCCCGUCCCCCAGGGCUGGGGAUCCUUCUCCCCUCCCCCCUCAAGCUGGGGCCCCUCCCCUAAGUGUGGGGUAUGGGGACCCCUUCUCGCCCCGUCCCCCAGGGCUGGGGAUCCUUCUCCCCUCCCCCCUCAAGCUGGGGUCCCUCCCCCCAGUGUGAGGUACCAGGGGUCCUUUCUCCCCUCCCUAGGUGUGGGGCCCCUUGUCCGACCUUACUGGGAUGUUGGAGCGGCCCCGCCCCAGUCCCACCCAUCCCCACUGUGGGGUUUUGGGGCGUCACCCGUUGAGGGUGGAAUUGGGCGGGGUGCAAGCAGGGGAGUGGGUGGCUCAGCCCAUCAGCCUGUGCUUCCCACAGUGCUGUGGCCGUUUUUGGGGCCCUGGCGUGAGGUCCCCUAAAGGGGUCUGGUCCUCAGUAAGUGCUGAGCGCGGGACUCAGGGUUGGGACCCAGAGAUAGAGGCCUCCAAAUCACGGGUUGCCAGGGUGGAUUUGAUUUAAAUCACUGGUCAGGAAGACUCGAUUUAAUCAUGGUUUUCUAUGUAAAAGUGCAUUCUUGUUGGUUCUUACACCCUUAAUACAUAUUCUUCACAACUCAGAGAUCGAUGGAGGUUUCGUUUUUAGAAGGUAAUUUAAUCAUCCUGAUAUCUGCUGGGAGAGCACUACAGCGGUGCACAGACAAUCCAGGAAGUUUUUGGAAACUGUAGGGGACAAUUUCCUGGUGCAAGUGCUGGAGGAGCCAACUAGGGGUGGAGCUCUUCUUGACCUGCUGCUCACAAACCGGGAAGAAUUAGUAGGGGAAGCAAAAGUGGACGGGAAUCUGGGAGGCAGUGACCAUGAGUUGGUCGAGUUCAGGAUCCUGACACAGGGAAGAAAGUGAGUGGAAUGUUAACUGCCUGCCCAGGGAGGGGACACCCUGUAAUGAGAAUCCAUGGAGCCCAGGGGAAUUGUCAAAGCCUUUCCAAAGAGGAAGAAGAUGAGGGAUGACUCAGAGAGGAAGGUCCCUCCAAAGGUCCUGAAAGAGGAGGAAUCUGGGAGCACUGAAGAAUGGCUGAAGCCGGUCACAGCCUACGUGCUGCCAGCGGGCAUCGGGCAGGCCAGGGCAGAGAUCUUUCACAAGCAGAUUGUCCAGAAGGGGGGUCGCGUCUGCAACCAGCUCUCCUCGGAGGUGACGCACGUCAUAGUGGCAGAAGACAUGGACUGUGACCGGGCCUUUCGCCUCCUCAGACUGGCCAAGCUUCCCCCAGGGACCCAGCUGGUGAAGGCGGCCUGGCUGAGCUUGUGCAUUAGAGAGCAGAAGCUGCUGGAUACCACUGGGUACAGCAUCUUCAUCCCAGACAGGUACCUGGAGGAGGGGGAUCUGCCGAAGGGUCAACAGCAGCUCCUGGGCAGUGAGACUGUCCAACCCCAGCCAGAGAAGGAAGCACUGGAGCAGAAGGCUGAAGCACAGACAGCAGCCUUAUUGCCUCAGGGCCCAGCCAUCUCAGUACAGCGGCAGGUGGAGGAGCAAAGCCUUCAAACACAGAGGGUCUCUGAUGACGAAGGAAGCGAAGGGGAAGAAACCAGCGUCACUCAGGGAGACCUGGAAGCACUAAUUUCAGGACGUUGCCCUGAGACCUCAUCGGGGCUGUCCAGUGGCAGCUGUACCGCAGUGCCCCCUGCUGCUGGCAAGUGGGUUUGUGCUCAGUCCUCUGACAGCAAGAAAGAGAAUCACAACCGGCACAUCACAGAGAAGCUGGAAGUGCUGGGAAAAGCCUACACCGUCCAGGGGGACAAGUGGAGGGCUCUGGGCUACUCCAAAGCCAUCAAUGCACUCAAGAGCUACCACAAACCAGUCACCUCUUACCAGGAAGCCUUUAAGAUUCCUGGGAUCGGGAAGCGAAUGGCGGAGAAGAUCCUGGAGAUCUUGGAGAGCGGCCACCUGCGUAAGCUGGACCACAUCAGCGAGAGCGUGGCAGUUCUGGAGGUCUUCUCCAACAUCUGGGGAGCAGGAGUCAAGACAGCCCAGAUGUGGUACCAACAGGGCUUCCGGACCCUAGACGAUAUCCACACCAAGGCUCCUCUGACCAGCCAGCAGGCCAUAGGGUUGAAGCACUAUGAAGACUUCCUGGAGCGUAUGCCACGAGAGGAGGCUAAAGAAAUAGAACAGACUGUGCGAGAAGCAGCCCGGUCCCUGAACCCUGGGCUGGUGUGCAUGGCGUGCGGCUCGUACCGACGGGGGAAGGCCACCUGUGGCGAUGUGGACGUCUUGGUUACCCACCCUGACGGGCAGUCUCACCGCGGCAUCUUCGGCAAGCUGCUUGACAGUCUCCGGCGGAGCGGUUUCCUCACCGAUGACCUGGUGAGACAAGAAGACAGCGGCAACCAGAAGAAGUACCUGGGUGUGUGCCGGCUGCCUGGGCCGGGCCGGCGCCACCGACGCCUCGACAUCAUCGUGGUGCCCCACUGCGAGUUCGCCUGCGCCCUCCUGUACUUCACCGGCUCGGCCCACUUCAACCGCUCCAUGCGAGCGCUGGCCAAGACCAAGGGCAUGAGCCUGUCGGAGCAUGCACUCCACACCGCCGUGGUGCGCGCCCCCGGCGGCCGCAAGAUGGGGCCCGGCCUUGUCCUGCCCACCCCCACUGAGAGGGACGUCUUCACGCUGCUGGGGCUGCCCUACCGGGAGCCUGCCGAGCGGGACUGGUGAUGGGGCUGGGACCAACCCUAUCCUUCCUGCCCUCCCUGUCAUGGGGGAGCCUACCAGCUGCCCGAUGAGUCCUGCAGGCACCAGCGCCCUGGCGGGGAAGGGGGGUUCCCUGCCAGACACUGAAGGGGGGCACUUCUUAAUCUCAUAUCACCGGGCUGCUCCGGGCUCGCUCUGAGGUGGCCCUGGUGGACAGUGGCUGCUGUUGCUGCUUAGUGGCACUUUGUGACUGUCCAGCCAGGCCUGGGAGUUGGGGUAUCACCAGCUCUGGAAUGUAGUUCUGUGCACCUCCGAUCCCAGGAGCCCAAUAGUUACACAUCAGCAGAUGUAGCUCCGUAGAGACGCACAAACCCUCUCUCCGUCCCUGCGCAUCCCCGGGAGCUGCUAUUUCGUGGUGCCUGAGGCAGGCACUCUGGUCUGACACCGUACAGGUCACGCUGCUGGGGGGACAGGAGUGCUCCGAGCUGCCAGGUGAAUUCAGUUCUGCCGUCCCCUCACGGUGGGGCUCAGUGUCGUGAGUAUGGCACCACCAGCGAGCUCACCAGACCUCACAGCGUGGGCACGCCGUGCCUUCCUGCCGUAUGGCGGAUCGCUCAUCUCCCUCUCCCACGUUUCCUCCAGAAGGUCUCCAGUGCCUUGCUCUGAUGAUGUAGACGGAUGCUGGCUUGUGACCCACCUGCUGAUUUCUCUCCAGCGGCGCCCGGAGAGUCGGCUUGGAUGGGAAAGCGACUGAGCGACAAUGCUGCUUGGCAGGUCCUGGGGCACUAACCCAGACAUGCGCACUGACUUCCCGCCGGGCUCUUUGGUACAGCUGCUGUCUCCUCCCCGUCAGUCGGGGGUCUGCUCCCAGCCACAGUGGGCUGGUGGAGGCUGAUCAGUGCCCCUUGUGCUGUGCUCAUUGAAAAUCCAGAAUGGGGCUGCAAGUGGAACACUACUGUUACCGAUUGCAAGGUCGGAAGGAACCACUGUGAUCAUCUAGUCUGACCUCCUGCGUGGCUGGCCAGAAAGCUGCCCCCCGAUACCCCUAGCUCAGAGCUUCGGAGAACACAGCCUGGCUUGAUUUAAAAACUCCGUGGUGGAGAAUCUGCCACGACCCUGGGAAAUUGGGUUCCUGGAAGGGAAGUACAAUAAAAUCCACCCGCUCUCCUCCUUU
Molecule: messenger RNA, 3991 nt
Organism: Chelonia mydas (Green sea turtle)
Lineage: Eukaryota; Metazoa; Chordata; Testudines; Cheloniidae
Gene: POLL
Product: DNA polymerase lambda
Exons: 10
Coding region: 1087-2841 (584 amino acids)
Biological process (GO): double-strand break repair via nonhomologous end joining
Cellular component (GO): nucleus
Molecular function (GO): DNA binding; DNA-directed DNA polymerase activity
Source: RefSeq, a predicted model, not a curated record